GUGGCGUCGUCGUCAUCAGCAACGGACAGCGGAACGCGGGGUCCAGCCCAACCCGAUUAGGCAGCUUGCGCUGUGACGCGACCGCCUGGUCUGACACUCGGGGGGCCGGCUGCGACACCCAGCUAGCGCUGGCCUCCAGCGAAGAGGUCAACCUCUCUCCUCCAUCAUCGUCAUCGUCCUCAUCAUCAUCGCCCCCGUCGUCGCCUUCUACCCAACAUGAAGCUCUCCCACACCUCGCUGCUCGCCGCGUGCGUGCCGGUCAUCUCGGCUCGCUUCCUCGAGACGCACGAGCGUGCCGCCGCCGCCGCCAACGCGCACGUCGAGCUGCACCCCAACACGGACAAAUUCCUGGUCGAGACGUCUCCCGGCGAGACGAAAUGGGUCACCGAGGAGGACAAGUGGGGGAUGAAGAGGAACGGCCAGAACUUCAUGGACAUUACCAACGCCCGCAACCUCGGCAAGCAUAUGCGAGCCGCGUCCCCCGUCACGUUCCCGGGCAAAUGCGUCAGGCAGGAUGCCGUCGGCAAGCUUUCCAAAAAGCUCGACAAGAAACACAUGAAGCAGAACCUUGAGAAGCUCACGAGCUUCCACACGCGCUACUACAAGUCCGACUACGGCCUGCAGUCAUCGGACUGGGUGCUGGCCAAGGUCAAUGAUAUCAUCAAGGAUGCGGGCGCGAAGGGCUCUGUCCACGCGGAGAGCUUCCCGCACGCGUGGAAGCAGCACUCGGUCAUCGCCACGAUCCCGGGGCAGAGCAACAGCACCAUUGUCAUCGGCGCGCACCAGGACUCGACCAACCUCUGGCUGCCGUCCAUCCUUGCCGCGCCCGGGGCCGAUGACGACGGCAGCGGCACCGUGACCAUCCUGGAGGUGUUCCGCACGCUCCUCGGAUCCAAGGACGUGGUCGAGGGCAAGGCGCCCAACACGAUCGAGUUCCACUGGUACAGCGCCGAGGAGGGUGGGCUGCUCGGCAGCCAAGACAUCUUCCAGUCGUACGAGAAGAGCAACCGCGACGUCAAGGCCAUGCUGCAGCAGGACAUGACGGGAUAUGUGCAGGGAACGCUGGAUGCCGGUGACCCGGAGAGCGUUGGUGUCAUUGUAGACUAUGUCGAUCCGGGCCUGACCAAAUUUAUCAAGACGGUGAUUGAACAGUACUGCAACAUUCCCUGGGUCGAGACCAAGUGCGGGUAUGCCUGCUCCGAUCACGCAUCGGCGUCCAAGGCCGGCUACCCGUCUGCGUUUGUCAUCGAGUCGGCGUUUGAGAACUCGGACCCGCACAUUCACACGACGGACGACCUGAUCAAGUAUCUGUCGUUUGACCACAUGCUAGAGCAUGCGCGCAUGACUCUUGGACUCGUGUAUGAGCUGGGCUUCCACGACUUUGAGGGCAAGCAGAAGGAGGAGCCGAGUGAGCUGUAAGGACGAGAGAUGGAAGAGCAGUGGCGCCGCCCCUAGACACGAAUGUUAGCAAUCACCAGCGCAGCCGAGAGAGAGCCGGCGGAGGGUGGCAGCAAGUAGCAAGCUUGACAGUAUGAAUAGA
Molecule: messenger RNA, 1540 nt
Organism: Purpureocillium takamizusanense
Lineage: Eukaryota; Fungi; Ascomycota; Sordariomycetes; Hypocreales; Ophiocordycipitaceae
Gene: LAP1
Product: Bacterial leucyl aminopeptidase
Exons: 3
Coding region: 217-1419 (400 amino acids)
Biological process (GO): proteolysis
Molecular function (GO): metalloexopeptidase activity
Source: RefSeq, a predicted model, not a curated record